This is a messenger RNA of Ramularia collo-cygni, 330 nucleotides long. RefSeq lists its product as uncharacterized. NCBI's taxonomy places the organism in Eukaryota, Fungi, Ascomycota, Dothideomycetes, Mycosphaerellales, Mycosphaerellaceae. Bases 1 to 330 code for a protein of 109 amino acids. The transcript has 3 exons. The record is from RefSeq and is a predicted model, not a curated record.
AUGAACGGGCUUGGAACACAGCGGACCUUGCGCCGAGCUCCGAUCGAGCCACAACAAUACGCGCUUCUUCUCAUUCAUACAACUCUCGCAUCGGCAGUGCCGUCGGAAGGAUCUUCUCCCAGCAUACGAUCAGCUUGGAGUUGCAACAACUCUCUGGCGCAGCACCAAGAUACGCGUGCAAGCGGCGAACUAUACGGCCUUUUCCUCCUGGCCAGCCAUCUCUGCUUGUUGAGUGUGGCAGUAGAGCAGAGCCGCAGUCUCACGAAUCUACAUCUUUUCUUUACUUAUUGCUCUCAUCGGCAAGCUCACUUGCGGUUACCCUGGCCAUGA